AGACGGGGUUCAGCAUUUAAACGCUAAAAGAUUCACCUUUAAACCACCUCACCGCCAAAGGUAUAUACUACAAAGAAUUCGUAGUCUGGGUCAAAAGUUUUUCAUCUUUUGGUUCAAAUGGGUUGGGAAUUUUUGCUUCAUGAAGAAGACAAAUCGCCGAUCUUGAAAAGAAAAAGAGGGGUAAUAUCUGUGUGGAAGUAUCCUGGGAAAGUUCUUGGUAAUCCAUUUCAUUGCCGAGGGAUAAACAAAAGCAAAAUUGGAAGGAAUAUAUUCUCAGCUACAAAAUCUGGGUUUAUCUGCAAACCCUACUUUUUUUUUUCUCCAAUUCCGACAAAAUUCUACUGUAGAUUAUUAUGGGUCACUUAAUUUCGUCACUUCAGAAAUUGGGUAUUGGGUGCUUUAGCACUUAAAGCUCUAUAUAAAGGAGGCAAUGCCUAUUCUUCUUCCACAACUCAGAAAUCUCAAACAUCUAGCUUGUAUACGGAGUAGUCUGUAAUGGAGGCGACUCAGAAGCAGAAAGGAUUCAUUAAGAGCAAAUUGGCUAUGUCCUUUGCUCGAGUCACCAAGCGAACUUCUCAACCGCAGUGCAGCAGUAAAGUGACGCCUAGCCCGCCUCUGGCGACCCAGAAGGGUUUGAAUCAACUGUCGCUGCAGAGGGUGUCGUAUGCGAGCUCUAAACCGGCUGCUACCACCACCACUUUCUUCCAGCCGAAUGCGUAUGUAACUGACGCCAGUGGUAAAGGCUCCGCGAAAACCACUUGGGGCAGUUAUGGAUGUGAUGAAAACGUGGAUAUGAAGGCCGCGGACUACAUUUCGUAUGUUCGAGAACGGUUCGACAAGUAGAGAGUCGAUUUCAGCGGUGCGAAGCGCUAGGAAAUGCUAUAGAUAUGAGUCGCCUGUUUUAGAUUCUAGGUUGCACCGGAUUGCAAAAUAAAUAGAGUUGGAUGUGGGGGAGAGCCUAUAAUAUUAGAAGGCUCGUCCCUCGUCCAAUGUUCAUGGUUGUGUUUUCCCUUUAGAUAUUUAGUACCAUGCCACCUUUUUUUGGGCAUGUACAAUGCUACUUUUAGAUCUCUCUAUAGGAGUAGAAUGGUAUCUUCAAUCAGGUCUGUAAUGUAAGGUUUUCCUAAUAAGCGAGCAAAGAUAGU
This is a messenger RNA of Rubroshorea leprosula, 1145 nucleotides long. NCBI's taxonomy places the organism in Eukaryota, Viridiplantae, Streptophyta, Magnoliopsida, Malvales, Dipterocarpaceae. The record is from the annotation of a GenBank genome assembly.